Mesitornis unicolor (brown roatelo) is the source of this 462-nucleotide messenger RNA. Its product is annotated as leukemia-associated protein 7 homolog. The annotation marks the transcript as partial. NCBI's taxonomy places the organism in Eukaryota, Metazoa, Chordata, Aves, Mesitornithiformes, Mesitornithidae. The record is from RefSeq and is a predicted model, not a curated record. The transcript has a single exon.
AUGGCUUGUCCAGCUGCUCUGCUUGUGUCCAUGGGGCACCAGUCAGGGGCUCUCCAAACCCUCCGGACUGCCGCAGCACCCCAUCAUCCCCACAGCCUCCAGCAGCCUUCCCACACGCAAACCCUCAGCGCUGGCAGGUCUGGCCCAGCUUGGCACAGCCCAGGAGAGGAGAUGGAGGUGUUCAAGCCUGGUCGGGCUCAGGAGCUGGAGGAAGAAAGAAAAGCCCCAGGGAAGAGCCCUAAGCAAGGAGACGAGAGUGGAGACCUGGCUCCUUUCAGCCCAGGUGGGCUCAGGCCAGAGAGGCCAGCCCAGCCAGGGCUGGUGAGGCAUGAGACACUUCGAGAGAUGGCUCUGCACAGCAAGCUGUCCCGACUGGUAGAAACAACUUCCCGGCUUCUACAAGUAGAGCAGACUCUCCUGCUACCUCUCCUACAGCAGCAUCCUCUUCCUCUCCACCCAAAA